This is a messenger RNA of Cryptomeria japonica (Japanese cedar), 1489 nucleotides long. Its product is annotated as cytochrome P450 734A1. NCBI's taxonomy places the organism in Eukaryota, Viridiplantae, Streptophyta, Pinopsida, Cupressales, Cupressaceae. The record is from RefSeq and is a predicted model, not a curated record. Gene Ontology annotation, molecular function: oxidoreductase activity, acting on paired donors, with incorporation or reduction of molecular oxygen; monooxygenase activity; iron ion binding.
AUGGAGUGGGUGUUUCGGGGUUUGGCGGCUGUUUGUGCUGGAAUCAGGGGCCCUCCAUACAGACUAUUCAAUGGGAAUUCUACAGAUAUAACCAGAAUGAUCGAUGAGCAGAAAUCCAAACCCAUGCCACUCUCACAUGACAUACUCCCUCGAGUUCUUCCCCAUUUACAUCAGUGGGCCAAAACCUACGGUCAGGAUUUUAUUUUCUGGUUUGGGCCGAAUCCCAGGUUGGUUGUUCCCCACCCUGAGCUUAUUAAGGAGAUAUUGUCCACUAAAUUUGGCAACUAUCCAAAGCCUCCAGAUAAUCCCCUUUCAAGACAACUGGUUGGACAGGGACUUGUGGGGUUGAAAGGUGAGAAAUGGGCUCAGCACAGAAGAAUCAUCAAUCCUGCUUUCCAUAUGGAUCUGUUGAAGGGUAUGAUUCCAACAAUUGUGAAAAGCAGUGGCAAUAUGCUGGAUAAAUGGAGUAAAUUGGUACACUCAGGUGCAUCAGAAAUUGAAGUGCUGGAGGAGUUUCGUGAUCUCACAGCAGAUGUUAUUGCGAGCACAGCAUUUGGCAGCAGUUUUUCAGAGGGAAAGCAUAUCUUUGAUAUGCAGGUCAAGCAGAUGAUUCUUACAUCUGAACUAUUUCGCACUGUUUAUAUUCCAGGUUUCAGGUUUCUGCCCACUUCAAAGAAUAGGCAACGUUGGAACUUGGAGAAAGAAAUAAGAAGAUCCUUAAGACAAGUUAUAGAUGCCAGGGAAAAGACUGCUGGGAUUGAAAAAACAGGUAGCUCUGGUGCGGAUCUGCUUGGUUUUAUGAUGUCUCAGAACAGGGAGCAGAGGAGUCAAUGUAAAACUAAUGCGAGCCUGAGUACAGAGGAAAUCAUUGAUGAAUGUAAGACUUUCUACUUUGCCGGCCAUGAAACGACCUCAGUCCUCUUGACAUGUGCUAUAAUAUUGUUGGGCAUACAUCAAGAUUGGCAAGAGCGAGGUCGCAGAGAGGUGCUGGAAGUAUGUGGGAGAAACAAUUAUCCAGAUGCAGACAGCUUAAGCCGCCUCAAAAUUGUGGGAAUGAUCAUAAAUGAGGCCUUGAGACUUUAUCCACCUGCAGUGUUCCUCUUGCGACAGGCAUGUGAGCCAAUGAAACUUGGAAGACUAUCAAUUCCUGCAGGCAUCCAACUUGUGCUUCCGAUCCUUGCAAUUCACCAUGAUCCUGCUUUGUGGGGAAAUAAUGCCAAUGAUUUUGACCCAGGGCGAUUUAGCGAAGGAAUUGCAAAGGCUACAAAACAUCCAAUGGCAUUCAUGCCCUUUGGAUUAGGUCCAAUAAUCUGUGUGGGUCAGAAUUUUGCCUUUUUGGAAGCAAAAUUAGUGCUGGCUAUGAUUCUGCAAAAGUUUUCUUUUGUCACUUCACCUUCUUAUACUCAUGCUCCUUUGCAAUUUCUCACUCUACGACCUCAAUAUGGAGCUCAGGUUAUCUUCCACGUAGACUAAAGUUUGAGAACAGUAC